CAGCCUCUUUUUCCUCCGGCUUCUGCCCUGCUCAAAUCCACCCUUUGCUGCUUGUUUGAGGUCUGCAGGAAUUUGACGCUUGGAAAGGAAAAUCAUUGGUGUGCCAAGUUAGAAUAACUCCGGUAUUUUCUACAAAGGGCCGUGAAUAAAUCUCUACUGCUUCCUCCUAGUGGUUUUGCGGAUGAUGAUGAUGAUGGCAAUGCAAGAAGUGGCAAGAAUCAGGGUUUCAAAAUAAAAUAAGGGUUAUGAUUUCCUCUUUGCACAAGGCCUCGCUGUAAAAGCCAUAAAAAGUUUCUCGUUCGUGACAAAGGAAGGGAAGUGAUCUCAUCAUGUUUGGAAAGCAAAAGCAACUAAAAAGCCGUCUUCCUUCCGAUCACGACAGAAUGAAACUAAGCUCAGAGAGAAGCUGAACUCUGUGGGUCCAUAGGGAGAAAAGCUCAGUGGUUGCAGCAAGCGAAGGAGGAAGGAGAAGGCAGCCUUUGAGAUAAAGCUACGCUCCAAGCUUGCAACCAACUGCCCGGGAAAAGAUGCCCGCCUCUGCCACGGAUUUAUGGAACUACAUCCCCGAAGAAAUUUUGGCUCAUAUAUUUUACUACUUGUCCCUUAAAGACAGGCACGUGGCCUUCCAGGUUUGCAAACACUGGGCCGCGGCCGUUUCAACCAGUUCGGUCUGGGGCUUUACAGAAGUCAGUUGUGAUGGAGAAGAGGAGGAAGGCACCUUGAAGAGUCUGCACCAGUUCCUGCCCCACAUCAAGCACCUAAAGAUUAUCUUUGAUCAGUCCAAGGAGACCAUCCGAAAGAAUGUCACCCACAUUUUGGACCUGCUGGCCAAGCAGAACCAUAAGUUGCAGGCGCUGUGCAUCGAGUGCCGAGGAGAAAACCCAUACUUCUAUUCCGGCCAAGACAUCCUGCAGAGCAUCAAGAAUGUCUGCCAGAGUGAGAAUAAGAUCGACCUUCAGUACCUCGAUUUCCGGAAAAUGCCGUUCACGUUGGACGACAGCACGGUUCACCUUGUGGCUUCCAGCAGUCCAAAUUUGCACACAUUGUUCAUCAACAACCGGACUUUGGUUUGCAACGUCAAGCCGGAGACGAUGAUGGAAGUGUUGAGGGCCUGCCCCAAACUCUCCACCUUGGGGGUCUAUUACGCCAGCCUGUCUGAGGAGGUUUUUCAGGAACUGGUGAAGCCAAACCGAAGUCCCCUCAAGUGCUUAGACAUUUUCUGUGAGCGCUUGGACAAGUACAUCCCAGUCAUUCCCGAAGAUCUAUGGGCUGCAGUGAGUGAGAGAUACCCUAAAGUCCGAGUCGAGAUGGAGUUUGACCACACCGUCCCCGCCUGGAAGAUCCCUCGGAUCCUCAAGCCAACCAUCCCUGUUACUACUUUGCAACUCAACACUUACACCUACAUGGUGAACCAGGUCCGCUUUGUCACCAAUAGCUAUAGCAGGACUUUGGAGACACUGGUCCUUCGCACCACAUCGUCCAAUGACCUCAAUGCCUCCCUGAUUGAUUUGGCCAAAAAGUGUGUACGUCUGAAAGAGAUCCAUUGCUAUUGUGUGGUCAGCCAAGUUGUGGUCGAUGCCUUCCUUUUGCAUUGCAAGGGUUUGAAGAGUUACACUCUGAAGAUCACCAAAGAACGCAGUCCUUGGAAAGCAACAAUGGUCCAAUGAUUCAGAGCUUGGGCAAGUUUCCUUUUGGGACCUCAAAACUAUGAAAAUCUCUCAGCUAGUCUGCUGGGAAGUGUAGUCCCAAAAAGAUAACUUUCCCAAGCUGCACUGAAGCCCCCCAAAGAUAACUUUCCCAAGGAACAUCUACACUGAAGAAAUAAUGCAGUUUGACACCACUUUAAUUGUCCUGGUUCCAUCCUACAGAAACCUGGGAUUUGUAGUUUUGUGAGGCACCAGCACUCAUUGGCAGAGAAAGCUAAAGACCUUGUAAAAGUACAAAUCUUAGGAUCCCUUAGGAUGGAACUACAGCACUUAAAGCAGUGUCAAACAGCAUUUUUUCUACAGUGUAGAUGCACCUGAGGAUAGGGAUGGACAAAGUGCAGUCUUGCAGGCAUAUGCAUCCCCCAAGGAUCAAAAAUGCCCUCUGAGGGCGUGGAUGUAGUUUUGCAAUGUUCCUGACCCCAUCCUGGCCAAUUUAGGUCCAGGAUAGGUCUUUGUUUUGAAAGAAAAAGUGACUUUUGCUCACUUUCUGUUGUUCAAAAUGCCUCUCCUGAGCCUAAAAUCACCCAAAUAAACUUACAGUGUGUUUUUUUCAUGGGGGUGGUCAAGGGGUAUGGUCUUUUGAAGUCUCAAAACGCAAUACAGCUCCAUAGCCUUCUCCAUUUGCCAAAGCCUAGGAGAUCUGGGUGCAAGUCUCCACUGAAACAUGAAACUCGUGGGAUAUUCAUGAGCUGGUCACAUCCUCUCGGCUGAACUGACCUCACAAGAUUCUUGAAAGAUGAAGGACAAAUAAUAAAUAAAGAAAUAGGGGGGAAAUCUAGAGAUGAAUCAGAUGGAUAAAUGCAUCCCAAACUUGAAUACAAACAGAGAUUUUUGCACACUGAAUCGCACUAUUUUGGAAGAACACAGUGAUCUCAGCACUCUUUUUUUAGUUUAGCGCUGAAUACGCUUUAUUGCAAAUAUAAUGCCAGAGCUACUGAUUUGUUUUUUCCCCUCCAAAUUUUGAAUCAUUGUCAGAAAUAUUUUAUGAUCCAUUGUAAUACAAAAUAAAUACUUGCAGAUAAAUCAAAA
This is a messenger RNA of Sceloporus undulatus (fence lizard), 2735 nucleotides long. Its product is annotated as F-box/LRR-repeat protein 8-like. The record is from RefSeq and is a predicted model, not a curated record. The coding region runs from base 528 to 1667 and encodes 379 amino acids. The transcript is spliced from 5 exons. Lineage: Eukaryota; Metazoa; Chordata; Lepidosauria; Squamata; Phrynosomatidae. Gene Ontology annotation, molecular function: protein binding.